UUCCUCUUCAAAACCGGAAGUGGUAUUCUGGAAACGACAGCGCAUUGAUUUUCGUCCCCACAACAAUAAAAUAGAGACAAAACAACGAUUAAAAGCAAAAAGGCGUCUCAGAAUUUCACUUGGACGUCGAGGGCUUGAAAGAAACCCCGCGGGCAGCCAUGCUGUCGGACGCAGACUAUCCCGGUAAUGCUUCUGGUGCACGGAGAGCCAAGAAGAGGAGCUCCGGGGAGUCACCAGGGGACGGACAGACACUGCGCUCCUCAGGAAGGCAGGUCAACGUCCGGGUGAAGCGCACCAACAACCCUCCACCUGGUCAGAGCAAAAGAAAAGCCACAGACACAGAGGAAGAAGAUGACCAGUCUGAGAAGAAGUACAGAAAAUGUGAGAAGGCCGGGUGUUCUGCCAUGUACCCUGUUUGUUUUGCAAGCGCAUCUGAAAGAUGUGCUAAAAAUGGGUACACGUCACGGUGGUAUCAUCUGUCAUGUGGGGAGCAUUUUUGCAAUGAGUGUUUUGAUCACUACUACAGAAGUCACAAAGACGGCUUUGAGACCUUUGCUUCGUGGAAGAAAGUGUGGACUAGUAAUGGGAAAAGUGAGCCCAGUCUUAAAGCUUUCAUGGCAGAUCAGCAGCUGCCAUACUGGGCUCAAUGCACCAAACCCGACUGCAGGAAGUGGCGCCAGCUGACCAAGGAGAUCCAGCUCACUGCCUCCUUAGCAGCAGCAUACCGCUGUGGGAUGAAGUUCAACAACAUUAAGAGUGAGGAACCCGACCAGUGCUCCCAACCAGAGGACUUGAGAGUGGCAGAGGUGACGGACAGCUGGUGGCAUUCAAUGCUCAUUUUGCCGCCACUGUUUAAAGACAGCCCAGCCAGCCCUUUCCUCACUGCGUACUACCCCGACUGUGUGGGGAUGAGUCCAUCAGGUUCUUCUAGCAACAUGUCUCUGGGCGAGCUGAGGGCGGAUCACUGCAGAGCUGCUCAGCCUCAAAUUCCAGGCUUGUGUCCAUACUUCCAGCCCUUCUACCAGCCAAAUGAGUGCGGAAAGGCUCUGUGUGUGCGGCCUGAUAUGAUGGAGCUAGAUGAGCUUUAUGAGUUUCCAGAGUUUUCCCGCGAUCCCACCAUGUAUCUGGCUCUGCGUAACCUUAUCCUGGCCUCCUGGCACAAGAACUGUAAGGAGGUGCUGACUUCAGAGAAAUGUGCCCAGCACAUCAUUGUUCGUGGGUUGGUGCGUGUGCGCUGCGUGCAGGAGUUGGACCGAGUGCUCCAUUUCAUGACCAGGAAGGGUCUCAUCAACACCGGUGUGCUGGCAGCAAAACAGCCUCUGCUCCCAGAAACAUACUGCUCUAAAAAUGUUAUCAUCAUUGGUGCCGGGGCUUCAGGACUGGCUGCUGCACGCCAGCUGCAAAACUUUGGCACUCAGGUGGUGGUGCUCGAGGCGAGAGACAGAAUAGGUGGUCGGGUGUGGGAUGAUGCCUCUCUGGGUGUCACUGUGGGUCGAGGAGCUCAAAUCGUUAAUGGCUGUGUAAACAACCCCAUUGCCCUGAUGUGUGAACAGUUGGGCAUCAAGAUGCACAAGCUCGGAGAGCGAUGUGACCUCUUUCAGGAGGGAGGGCAGGUCACUGACCCUGCCAUCGACAAGCGCAUGGACUUCCACUUUAAUGCCAUCCUGGAUGUGGUGUCAGAAUGGAGGAAGGACAAGUCGCAGAACCAGGACACAGCACUGGGAGAAAAAGUCCAAGAAGUUAAGAAGAACUUUCUCCAGGAGUCUGGGAUGCAAUUCAGUGAGCUGGAGGAGAAGGUGCUUCAGUUUCACCUCAGCAACCUGGAGUUUGCCUGUGGAAGCACAUUAGACCAGGUAUCGGCAAGAUCCUGGGACCACAAUGAAUUUUUUGCCCAAUUCUCAGGAGACCACACUUUACUUACCAAGGGCUACUCUGUUUUACUCUACAAACUGGCCGAGGGCCUCGACAUCCACACAAAGUGUCCGGUUCAGGCCAUUGAUUACUCAGGUGACGUUGUCAAAGUUACCUCCUCUGAUGGGUCGCAGUGGACAGCACAGAAGGUCCUUGUUACAGUUCCUUUGACUUUGCUUCAGAGGAACCUGAUUCAAUUCAACCCUCCACUUCCUGAAAGGAAAUUGAAGGCGAUCCACAGUCUGGGGGCGGGUAUAAUAGAAAAGAUCUCGCUUCAGUUCCCGUACAGAUUCUGGGACAAAAAAAUCCAAGGAGCAGACUACUUCGGUCACAUCCCACCAGGUCUUGAAAAGAGAGGCAUGUUCAGUGUCUUCUAUGACCUGGAUCCACAGAGGAAGCAGGCUGUGCUGAUGUCUAUUAUCAGUGGUGAUGCUGUUUCUUCUGUGCGGGACAUGGAGGACAAAGAGGUGGUCGAUGAGUGCAUGAGGGUACUGCGGGAACUUUUCAAAGAGCAGGAGGUUCCUGAGCCAAUGAAUUUCUUCAUCACUCAUUGGAGCAAAGACAUCUGGUCCCAGAUGUCCUACAGCUUUGUGAAGACGGGGGGCAGCGGAGAGGCCUACGACGUUCUCGCUGAAGACGUGCAGGGAAAGGUGUUUUUUGCUGGCGAGGCAACCAACAGACACUUUCCUCAGACUGUGACGGGAGCCUACCUCAGUGGCGUCAGAGAGGCCAGCAAGAUGGCCGCUAUGUAACCUGUCACUCCCAGAGCACUCAUAAACACCAGCACGGACUCACGGGUUGCACCGAACAACAGACCAUUAAUAAAGUCGGACUGUGUUGUCUCAUUUGCUCCACUUGAAACACUGAUUUGCUGUACUGUAAUGUAUCGGAUCAGCAAAGUGUCGUGAAUGAUUUUUCAGUAGUGGGGUUAGCCAGGGCCUGGUUCGACAUAUCUAACAAGUGCUUUUUAUUUAUAUCAAAAUCCAACAGGUAACAUGUUUGUGACAAGAUGCAAAAAAAGAAAAACAAAAUUAUGAGGAAGUCUCCAUAGCCCCUAAGUAGCUCUGCCUAACUCUGCUGUGCUGGAAAGGAGGAUGGUAUUUUG
Molecule: messenger RNA, 3016 nt
Organism: Pundamilia nyererei
Lineage: Eukaryota; Metazoa; Chordata; Actinopteri; Cichliformes; Cichlidae
Gene: kdm1b
Product: lysine demethylase 1B
Exons: 21
Coding region: 159-2663 (834 amino acids)
Molecular function (GO): protein binding; oxidoreductase activity; zinc ion binding
Source: RefSeq, a predicted model, not a curated record